UGGCGGGAAACGAGUUAACCUGUCGGAAAAUAUUUGCUAUUUGACACAUUAUAGGUUUCCUAUUCGAUAAACAUUUCGUCAACAUGGGUAUUUUAGGCUUGUCGAAACUAAUAGCCGAUAUAGCUCCGGGAGCUAUUAAAGAGCGAGAAUUGAAGCACUAUUUUGGUCGCAAGAUAGCAAUCGAUGCAUCCAUGUGUUUAUAUCAGUUUCUUAUCGCUGUGCGCAGUGAAGGAGCCCAGCUCACUAGUGCAGAUGGUGAAACGACCAGUCAUUUAAUGGGUACAUUUUAUCGUACUAUUCGCUUGGUGGAGCAAGGAAUAAAGCCUGUGUAUGUAUUUGAUGGAAAACCACCAAAUCUGAAAAGUGGAGAAUUAGCUAAAAGAGCCGAAAGGAGAGACGAGGCACAAAAACUCUUGCAAGCUGCUGAAGAAGAUGGAAAUGUGGAAGCUAUUGACAAAUUUAAUAGAAGAUUGGUUAAAGUUACAAAAACUCAUGCUGACGAAGCUAAAGAAUUACUUCAAUUAAUGGGCAUACCUUACAUUGAUGCUCCUUGUGAGGCUGAGGCGCAGUGUACUGCUUUAGUGAAAGCUGGUAAAGUCUUUGCCACUGCUACAGAGGAUAUGGAUGCACUCACUUUUGGCUGCAAUGUGCUACUUCGUCGCUUGACCUUUAGUGAAGCUAGAAAAUUGCCUGUACAGGAGAUUCAUUUUGAUAAAGUUCUUGCAGGUUUGGAGUUGAAUCAUAAUGAGUUUAUCGACCUCUGUAUUAUGUUGGGUUGCGAUUAUACAAAUAGCAUUAAGGGCGUUGGUCCAAAAAGAGCAAUAGAAUUGAUAAAGAAACAUAGGUCCCUCGAAAAAAUUAUUGAAAAUAUAGAUACUACGAAAUAUCCAAUACCGGAAGAUUGGAAUUAUAAAGAUGCAAGAUUAUUGUUUCAAGAACCAGAAGUGUCGAAACCAGAUGACAUCCAGUUGAAAUGGUCUGAGCCUGAUGAAGAAGGUUUGGUAAAGUUUCUAUGCGGUGACAAGCAAUUUAAUGAGGAACGGGUUAGAAAUGGAGCUAAAAAACUUCAUAAAGCUCGUAAUACUUCCACGCAGGGUCGAUUGGACUCAUUUUUCAAAGUUUUACCGAAUUCGACUCCAACUCCAAAACGGAAGGCAGAAGAAAAGAAGGCACCAGCUAAAAAGACAAAAACAACAGGUAACAGCAAAUUUCGCGGUAAAACAAAGUGAGAGUAUAAAUUUGACAGAUUUAAUGUACUCAUGUGAGGUAUUAUCCUGACUUUUUAUUUCAUUAUGACAUAUAUCGCGCAUGUAAUCUUAUAAAUUCAUAUAUAAAAAUUAUUAUCGUAGCU
Molecule: messenger RNA, 1351 nt
Organism: Pogonomyrmex barbatus (red harvester ant)
Lineage: Eukaryota; Metazoa; Arthropoda; Insecta; Hymenoptera; Formicidae
Gene: Fen1
Product: Flap structure-specific endonuclease 1
Cellular component (GO): nucleus
Molecular function (GO): manganese ion binding; 5'-flap endonuclease activity; DNA binding
Source: RefSeq, a predicted model, not a curated record